UGGAUCUUGCCCGGCUACUGGCCUCAUCGCGAUUGCCGUAGGAGGACGUCCAGUCUUCCUCAGCUAGCGAUAGCCAGUAUGCCCGAGCGUGGGGUCGACAAAAAGGACGCCGACCCCUUCCCCCAGCCAAAGGACUUUCGCGAUGUCUCACGCGCUAUAAUUCGCAGCGAGCAGGCAAAGAGGUGGACCAAAAAGUACAGGACCGAAGUGGCUGCCAGUUCUAGUAGUCUGCUUUCCACAUUCGCCGCCUACCCUCUUGAUUCCGUCAAAACCCGACUGCAAGCCUACAACUUCAACUCCUUCUCCGACUGCGUACGUCAUACAUACAAGACAGAGGGCUUCAAUGGUUUCUGGAGAGGUGUCUGGUCGCCUCUCGCCAGCAUUACACUUGUUCGAACCGUAUCCUUCUCUAUAUACCAGAAAUCCAAAUACGCCAUCGAUGAUUGGAUGUAUCAGGCCACUGGUAAAUCGCCGCUUGUCAUCGCCAAUACGAAAGAUGCCCUGCCUAACAUAUACACGAUGGCCUGCUUUGGCAUCUCCGGUGCUAUGGCAGGGGCCGCUAUUACCACAAUCGCUUGCCCUUUUGAGCUGAUCAAGCUGAGUGCUCAGAUCUCGGUGUUGAUGGCCGAUCGUAAUGAUGGUAGCGGUUCCAACGACGCUGUCCGUAAAAGCUACCAGAAUCUUGGCACUUACAGGACCGCGCAGAAUCUUGUGCGACAUCGAGGCUGGACCGGACUCUAUUCUGGGUUUCACUUGCACAUGUUGCGCGACACCAUCGGUACAGGCAUAUACUUCAUCACAUAUGAAAGUAUCAAACAACUGCUUGCAAAUGCACGGGGCAGCUCCCCAACAUCUCCUCUUGCUGUUGUGACUGCUGGGGGUAUGUGCGGUUUGGUAAGCUGGGCAUGUAUAUUUCCCAUCGAUACGGCCAAAAGCAUAUACCAACGUAACUGCCUCGUUGGUGGGAAAGACAAGCAGAGUCGACCCAAGAUCCAAUUCGGAAACCCUCGAAUGUACCGCGGUCUCACGGUAUCUAUGGGCCGUUCGUGUGCAGUGAAUGCUAUAUUCUUCACUGCAUUCGAAUUCACAAAGAAGCGCAUCAACCAUAUGGACGUCGAUGAAGAGCUUCUCCGUGAGCACGACCUGUGAGGUUUCCCUUCAUGUAUGAUGAUUUCUGACUUUGAGUCUUCCUGCUCGACCUGU
Periconia digitata is the source of this 1203-nucleotide messenger RNA. The record is from the annotation of a GenBank genome assembly. NCBI's taxonomy places the organism in Eukaryota, Fungi, Ascomycota, Dothideomycetes, Pleosporales, Periconiaceae.